Messenger RNA from Alternaria rosae, 1891 nucleotides. RefSeq lists its product as uncharacterized. The record is from RefSeq and is a predicted model, not a curated record. Gene Ontology annotation, molecular function: flavin adenine dinucleotide binding; NADP binding; N,N-dimethylaniline monooxygenase activity. Bases 233 to 1891 code for a protein of 552 amino acids. The transcript has 2 exons. Lineage: Eukaryota; Fungi; Ascomycota; Dothideomycetes; Pleosporales; Pleosporaceae.
CACUAAUCCUGCAGAUGUCACAUGUUAGUUCUGUCUUACCAGCGUAGAGUCUCCAACAUGUUGCGAUCAUCGAACCACUGUGACCUGCCCAACGAGUGCGGAUUAUGGAGUUAUCGCGGCUGAGGAAAUUCCUUUUUGAAUAGCUUACUCCCGCCAGAAUGUGUCUUUCUCAUCUAAGAUAUCUUUUCGUGACAUUACUGCCCACGAGACCAUUACAGUACAUGUUAACGAGAUGCCUGGAAAAGAAGCAGAUGACUUUGGCCAGCCCAACGGGCCCAGCACCUUGAUUGAAGUCGACGCUCUGGUCGUCGGGGCCGGCUUUUCGGGUAUCACAGCUAUCCAUCGCCUUCGAAAAGCAGGAUUGACGGUCAAAUGUAUGGAAGCGAGCGGUGAUUUUGGCGGAGUAUGGAACUUCCAUCGAUACCCUGGCGCUCGUGUAGACAGCGAGGUGCCCUUCUACCAGCUUAACAUACCUGAAGUAUAUCGUGAUUGGAAAUUUCAGGAGCGCUUUCCAGGACACGACGAGCUGCGAAAGUACAUUGCUCACGUGGACAAGAUUCUCGAUUUGAGACGAGAUACCUAUUUCCACGCUCGAGUCAAGGACGCUUCCUGGGACCAGUCCACAAACCGGUGGACCAUCAAGACCCAACAAGGUCAUGUAGCAUCUGCCAAGUACUUGAUUCUGGGUGCCGGCCUACUCCACCGCGCCAACGUUCCCGACUUCCCCAGUCUAAGCGAGUACCAGGGUCAGGUUUUCCACUCCGCCGCAUGGGAUGCAGACUUCAGCGCCAAGGGUAAGAAGAUUGGAAUCAUUGGCGCGGGAUCAACCGGGGUACAACUCACCGAAUCGCUCGGCAAGAUAGCGGAUGAACUCACCGUCUUCGUGCGCCGUCCGAGCUACUGCUGCGCCUUGGGACAACGCUCUUUGACGACGCAUGAGCAACAUGUGAUGAAGCGCUUCUAUCCGGUCAUGCUGAAAGCCGCUCGAGAAUCACAUGCCGGCUUCCCGGUCAUAGGCAAUGACAAAGCCCUCAAUGAUGCAUCACCAGAAGAAAGGGAACGGCAUUGGUCUUACACAUGGGACCAGGGGGGUUUCUCUUAUGGCAUGCUGGCUUACACAGACCUGUUCCGUAGUAAAGAGGCGAACGAAGCUACAUACCAGUACUGGAGAAGCAGGGUCGCGGCACGUCUAACAGAUCCUGCGAAACUCGAGAUCAUGGCCCCGGAGCACAAGCCAUACUAUUUUCUCACCAAGCGAAUACCUCUUGAACAGGAUUACUACGAGGUCCUCAAUCAGAGCAAUGUGCACAUUCACGAUCUUAACAAGACGUCUUUGGAGUCAUUCACGAAGAAGGGUCUGCUCAUGUCCGAUGGGACAGAAUAUGAACUCGACGCCGUGGCAUUAGCGACAGGCUUUGACUCGAUAACCGGCUCCAUCACCCGUGUGGGGGUCAAGAACAGGUAUGGAGUCGACCUGAAGGAUGUUUGGGCCGAUGGGAUAACCACGUACAUGGGCAUCACAGUUUCAGGGUUCCCUAAUAUGUUCAUUCCGUAUUCCCCCCAAGCUCCGACGCCAUUUACCAAUGCUAUACCUAUUAUCGAAGCCCAGGUGGAAUUAGCAGUAGAUAUCAUUAUGAAGGUGGAACGAGCCGGCGCCAAAUCGAUCGAGGCUACCAGGAGUGCGGAGAUUGAGUGGAAGACGCACCUGAAUGCAUUGGUGGAAGGGACUCUGUUCCCUUAUACCGAUAGCUGGUGGAAUGGAGCUGACGUCCCGGGCAAGAAGAAGGAAAUAAUGGCGUAUAUCGCCGGCAUCAAGCACUACGAGACAAAAUGUCGGGCUAAUAUCGAGGGACUGCAGGGAUUUAAUAUAGUUGCUGGAGACAACAUGUAA